Oryzias melastigma (Indian medaka) is the source of this 6876-nucleotide messenger RNA. It is a transcript of the gene aspnat, whose product is annotated as N-acetyltransferase 8-like. The coding region runs from base 203 to 1045 and encodes 280 amino acids. Gene Ontology annotation, cellular component: mitochondrial membrane. Lineage: Eukaryota; Metazoa; Chordata; Actinopteri; Beloniformes; Adrianichthyidae. Gene Ontology annotation, molecular function: L-aspartate N-acetyltransferase activity. The transcript has 3 exons. The record is from RefSeq and is a predicted model, not a curated record.
GGUCUCGGUCUUCAGAAACUCUCAGGGUUGCAGCAGAACACCCCCCUCUCGUCUCCUCCACCCAUCACCGUUUUUUCCAGGAAAGUCACGCAUUUAUCAUCCAUUUCCACUCGCCACCACCUCCCUCCCCCCCUUUCUCUCCCAUCAUUCCUCCACCCACUCCCCCCGGCUCCAACUGCAGUUUGCAUCUUCCAUAGUGUGCAUGCAUUUUUCGUCUCCCAAAAUGGUUUGCGAGACUAAGAUUGUUGCGGACGAACACGAGGCUAUACCGGGGACCAAAAAAGAGGCGAUGAUGUGGGGGUCCCCCCCCUCCUCCGGCGCGGCUCUCAGCCCCGCCGAGCCGCCCAAGGAUGGGAGGAAAGAUGGGGUUUUUAUCCGGGAGUUUGAGCGCGGGGACGAGGAGGAGGUGCGCCGCAUCUUCUGCGAGGGGAUCAUGGAGCGGAUCCCCAACACAGCCUUCAGAGGGAUCAAGCAGCAGCCCCGGAUCCAGUUUUUAUACGCGCUCCUGACAGUAAUGUGCUUUUACGUGACCAAAUCUGUCACGCUGACCUGCUGUGCGCCCCUUAUUCUCAUGGGUGCGCGCUACUACUACAGCAGGAAAGUAAUCCAGAAUUAUCUGGAGUGUGCUCUGCACACGGACAUGGCGGACAUCGAGGCUUACUACAUGACUCCUACAGGAUCCUGUUUCUGGGUGGCGAUGCUUGAGGGGCACAUAGUGGGCAUUGUGGCGGCUCGGGGUCACGAAGAGGACAACGCCGUGGAGCUGCGGCGCAUGUCGGUGGACUCCCGCUACCGUGGCAAGGGGAUUGCUAAGGCCCUGGGCCGCCGCGUCCUGGAGUACGCCGUGCGCAACAACUACGCCGCUGUAGUCCUGGGUACGACGGCCGUCAAGCUGGCCGCCCACAAGCUGUACGAGUCGCUGGGUUUCCGCAGAACGGGCCAGAGCGAAAACCACAGGCUACCCGGAAUGAGCCGCUCUCCGCUGGAGAGGCUCUUCUUCCAGAUCCGCCACAGCCAGUACCGCCUGCAGCUCCGUGAGGAGUGAGAGGUGAUGGGAUGGAGAGGGGAGAGGGACAGAGAGAGCAACAUCCCUCCGUCACCUGAGGGCCCCGGCUGCAUCCUCUCCUCUGACGGCUUUUAUUUAUUUUCUGUCACUAUAUCUCAACUGCUGUUACGCCGUAAAGUCACUAACAUUUUGGUUACGUUCAUGCUUCUUUUGCUGUUUUUGUAAUAUACACUUUAAUAUUUUUAAUACAACUUUGUUUCUUUAUACUAUUUUUUUUUGUAUUUUAUUUACCCCUCCAUUUCCAUUGUGGAAGAAAAUGACCUUUUUAGACACCCAAGAAACCCCUUUAGUCUUAAGAUUGCAUUGUUCUGAUCAUCAUCCAGAGAUUUUACUAACAACUCCUCACUUAAAUUUCCCACAAACCCCUCUGACAUGACGGGUUCAGCCCCUGACGAGAUCAGACUUUGAGAGACGACACACAUCCAAAGUGUCUGGCUAAAGCACACACGUUCUUGCCGUGUUACACUUUGCAUGUGUAUCAUGUGGCCUCAAACACAAGUCAUCUUGGCUGUCAGCCAUUCCCCCCAAGACACCAUAUUGAAGCGCAGCGAUAGCGCGUUUCUGAGCCCCGCGGCGAGACACAGCCGUGACAGGAUGGCGAGCGGAACAUGUGCUGCCUCGUAAUUGGAUUCAGUGCAUCUUCCUCUCCUCGUCCGCUGUUUAAUUUGUCUUUUUUUGUCAUUUCAUCACUCCUUUUUUUCCACACUGGAGAUGAGGAGAGGGCCUCUGAUUGGUUGAGGUGACAGUAGGGUGGAGCUUUCUCAUAAAGUUCUCAAGCCACAAUAAAGCUAAAGCUCAGAGCUUGUGUGUGAAUGCAUGUAUGACUGGUGUGUAGCAUGUCACUCUGAAUGUGUGUGUCUGUAGAGGAGGUUUGACACUAGCAAGCCUCAACCGUACGUGCUGAACUUUUUAUUUAGCUUAGAUAUAUAAAAAGUUUACCUAACACUACUACUUUUUACGUAAACUGUUUACUGAUUGAAUUAGGAAACAAUCGAACAUUCUUUUUUAUUCGUUCCCAAUUUAACCGAUCCUUUCAGAUUUUAUAAUUGCAAAAAAACUUGCCACAUUUAAAUAUGCAAAAUUUUAUCAUCAAAACUACGAUUUCUAGCUUAAUCCAGGUGACAAAACUAGUUGGAUACGACACAGCAAUACUUGCAGUUCAUAACUGAGCACAAAAGUAAAUAUAUCUCAAUCUAGAAUGAUAUUUUCCCUCCAUUUGUAGGUAAACUCUUAUGUAGCAAACAUUUUGUCUUCAAUGUUCCUAACAAACAGAAUCAGCUCUCAAAACUCCCAUAAAAAAAGCACACAAACGUCAAAAAGAGGGAAAAUAUUACAAACAUUCUCAUACCAUUCCAACAAACCCUUAAGACUCCCUGUGUCAUUAACCUGUCUGCAACCCUGGGCGAGACCAACCCCUCCACACAAACCCCCACCCGCAUCUCCUCCAUCCAGACCCUCAUCCAUCCCCGCUCCACCUCUGCAUGUGCCCUUAAGUCUUGCUGCACUGCUUUAGUUGGAAGCUUGUCGGACCAGCUCUAGAGCCCGUCCCCGUUCUCGUGUCGUCUGGGCAGUGUGACGCCACCUCUGCAACAUGACAGGCCGUUAGGGAGGAGGAGGCUGCGCGUCGAGUGCAUGUGCUGUGAUGCAAAAGCAAUGGGGGGGGGACUUGACGGAGAAUGUGUGUUGCAGCAGACAAUAGGCUCACCAGCUGCAGCGCUGCCUGGAUGACAUUAUGCCUGCCAACCAACCAACUGUAGAAUGCAAAAAGCAAUGCAAGUGUGGCAUGUCUCUGUGCCCAGCGUGUGAACGGUGCCUGCCUUGGAAAAGAGCAGAAAAAAACAACAUAUAUGUACUAUACUAAUAUAUAUAUAAAUAUAUAUGUGUGUGUAUAUAUACACACAAACAAACACGAAGAAGACAAGCCUCUUUUAUAAGAGUAACAUGUAAAACAAAUGUGUGUUUCUGAUCCAAAAGAAAAACUUUUGCAUGAAUCGUGUUUUUGAAUGCAACUGUAACUGUAAAGGGAGACACUCCACGUGACAUACAAUUUAAAGUUGUAGUUUUUAGAGGCUUUAUACUAUUACUUUAUCCUUUCUGAUCACGACUGAAGAGUUUAAACGUAAUACCAGCCACAAGAACAAGUGCUAAAACACUCCUAUGAGGCAGCCAAGCAUCGUUUAGCAGCUAUCCGAAAAAUCCUUGCAGUAUUCGAAAGAAGCAGCCAUUUAUUGACCUCGGACGACGUCGCGUCUUUUAUUCAUCAGCUUGUGACGACAUUUUUACAGACGGAAGCUUUCAAUGGGCAUUUGACCAUGUGGUACUAUAGCACACGGUAAAAAAAUAAAAUCCUGCAGCUUGUUAUAAACAUAAAUCCUCAGGGUGAUACAGGUCAUUUUCUGUGCUUCCUGUUCAAUGCCCUCAAACGCCUAAAAAAUAUACGUUUCUGUGUUAUUGGUGAAAUUGUACCACAUUUAGUAAUGGACUCAUGGGAUAGGGCGGAGCUUCUUCUUUCACUCAUUUUUCCCUCAACAUGAAAUAAUCUGAGUUUAAUAUAUAUUUUGUGAAUUCAUAAAAAAUACACAACAGCCCUUUCGGAGCUGACACGAAGAACCUAUAAAUCAUAUAUCUGUGUUAUACUUCAGAUAUGAUACAUCUACAGCUCCAUAAAAUUGGGGAUACGAUUGGUCUAUUUCCAGAAGAAAAAAAAUAAUCAAACUGACACUAAAACAUACUUCAAUAGUAAAUCCUGUGAGUGUGAGAGCUGAAACAUUUCUGUGAAACAUCAGUCUGUUUCAUGAAAGACACUAGAAAACUGUUUAGAACCAUUGAAUCUGUCCUUUCCUUUGAUGUUAAUCUGUUUUAAUUGAAAUAAAUCACAAACUCCUUCAUGUAAUGGUAGUCCAUGAAGGUGAAGAAGAUCAAAACGCCUUUUUCUAAGCCCUAUGCACUGCAACCAAAAACUGCAAUGACACAUUAAGAAGUAUUGACAUCUUUAGGCAUUGAUUGAUCUUGCAUUACUGCUGUAGGAAUGUUUCCAAUUCUAUGUGAGAUCUACCAAAGUCAGUACCAUUCCUCUUAAAUGUUCUGCUGAUGUACAAUCCAGAAUUAAUCCUACGACUUUUGUCUGGUUUGCUUUUUUUUUGGUUGGGUUUGAAUGCAAGUGACUUUUGGUAAAGUUUCCAGAGAGUGUGCUGCAUUGUCGUCUCUGUUUGGUGCUUUCACACUCUGAAAAAUAGAAUAAAAGGGGGCACAAACAAAAAGUUAUUAUCCAGCAUUUUUUAAAUUUAAAAUCUAACUUUUGAAAAAACAACCAUGUUAAGGAAUCGUGCUUUGUUUGCUAAUGAAAAAGCAGUAUUUUAGUCAGAAUUUCACACAUGUACAUGUAUGUUUAACCCUUUAACGUAUUGUAACUUUUGAACCGUUGAAACGAUCAACGUAAUUCUAGCAGAUUUUGAAGGAGGAAAAGCGCUGCUUUUUCUCCUUCUGCUAGAAUUACGUUGAUCGUAUUGACGAUUUAAAAGUUACAGUAUAUCAAAGAACAUAAACACUGGAGCUUCGGUGUUAAAGUCCCACUCCGAUCACCUUUUGAUCUACUUUCAACUUUUAAUUAUUAUUAUGUAAAUCAUUUAAAAAAAAUGUGUUUUUAAGAUAUAGUUGCUUCAGUUCAUUAGAAAUUCACCUCUAAAUUUUGGGUGGGAGUGUUGACGCGGAGCAACCCCUCCCCCCUUCCCUUGCCAAGAAUUUGCCCCACCCCCGACGUGUUUUCUUCGUCACAAAUUUCCCUUGUUUCAAGUAGCAUUUUUUGCUCUUGAUUCGUGUUUUGAAUACUCAGAAAUGAAACUACGAGCUAAAUUUUCAUGAGAAAGUCGGAGUGGGUCUUUAAGAAACGAACACCCAAAGGCAUGCUAAUGAAUGAAUGCUGACGUUUCCUUUAAAAUCUUUUUACUUUAAAAGAAGAGCUGUUUGGGAUGCAGAGCUGGUGUAAAUAGUGAUAUGUCUACCGACUGUCAAUGUUUUAUUUCCUGUCAUUUUUUUUAUUUUUCGCUGGUUGGACGAAGCUCGUCUCGGACAAAGGUUGCGUGCUGGAAUGUUCCACCUAAAGAGGAGGCGAAGGGAGGAAUGUGCCACACUGGCAGUCUAAAGAGGGGGUGUGUGGGGCAGCCGCACAGACUCCCCCUCUCUCUCUACCUCCGCUGGACAAAAACCAAGACUCUGGACUGAGGCCACAAGUGCCAAAUACACAGAAGCACUUGUAGCAUAAGUGUGUUUUCAUUCGCUUGGUUUUGUUUCCUUACCGAGGAGGCUACGGAUAAAGAAUCUCCUGUGUGAUGAAUGUGUAUACAGGAAAUGACGGUGUAAUGUACAAUCCAUGCUGCAUGGCAUCCUAACUUUAAGAUGUGUAGACUUGCCAAGAAUGAAAGUACCUGCUGCUUUUUUUUAAGCCCCUCCCACAUUUUGUUGAACCCAAACCGAUUGGAAAAAUGACUGUGCAUGUGCCAUCUGAUCAAGCAAUAAGUACAAAAAAAAAAAUGCUGCAUCAAUUUUGUUUAUGUUUGUACAGCAGUGAUGCCAUUACAGAAAGAUGGAAACUCGCAUCAAAAUCUAAGGAACGUUUUAUAGGAUUUUUCACUCCAUUUUUUUAAGUAAAUAUUUGACACUUAUAAAGAAAAUAAGUGUAAUGGAGGCUAAAGAAUGAGAAGCUCAAGCAGACAGGAAAGGGAAAAAGUGGGCGCGUUAUUGCUACAAAUCUCUGUAGUGAAUUCGACCACAAGACCUCCUAAAUACGAUAAACAAGCACUAAAUAUCCAUCAGAAACAUGCUAAAUCAGUUUUUAACCAAUGGAUUUUGAAAUAUUGAGAUAAAUUAUCAAAAAUUUGAACACUUUUUUUUACUAUUGACUGUACUUCUAGGUCAUUUUCUCUUGUUUUUUAAACAAAACACUGUAAAAGGUAUUUUAAAAAUGCUCCUUGGUAUUUGAGGUGGAUUUAUUUUUCAGACGUCAAGUGCGCAGCGUCUUUGUCUCUCAGUAAUGGUUCAGAUUCAGCCUUUCUUUGCACUGUAAAAAGUGAAAAACUGGAUCAAUUAACAAAAAACUGAUUUUUUUACAUUUAAAAACAUUAAUUUCAAUUAUUUUUUCAAGCUGAGUAACUCAACAUUUUAAUUUGAUGUAACGAUCCAACGUUUCACAUUUUACAGUGUGUCCUGUCUGCCUGAGCUCUCUAAACUAAUAGCACACACCAGCUCAUGAAUAUCAUACAGCCACUCUCCAAGCUGAUGCAGACCAGUCAUGGCAGAUUUUUUUUUUUUUUUUUUUGGUUGCCAGGAAACCAAGAAACACAAAGCACAGUAGGGGGGGCUGAUAUGCAGCCACGGAGUCAGAUGGAUGAACCUUUUAGGGCUUGGACAAAAGGAGUCGCCACUGAGGGGGGAACUUUGAACUUGAGUUUUGAACUCUGACCUCAAAGUUUGGGUUCAGUUUGGUCCCAGAAUCUGCAGAAAGACGGCGAAGUUUCACCUCGGCUAAUCCAGAUGUGAGGAGAGAUUGGGGCAAAGUCACAGCCGGUUCAUUCAUUCUGCUCUAAUGUCACCGAGCCUGCAGCGGCAACCUGACUUUCUCUAUCUGCUUUUAGUUCCUUCUUUUUGAAAACUGCUGUAUGACCACAGGAUGAUUACUAUUAUUAUGUAUCUAUUAACCCUUUCUUUUAUACUGACAAGACUGAUAUUGUAUAGAUGUAAAGAUGGGAUAUUUUGACUGAGACAUGGAUGUACAUAUACUGUAAGGAUUAAAAAGACGACGCUUUAAACUUUUA